UAGCCAUGUCCAAGAAAUUAGAGAAGAGGCGGAAGAGUCAGACAAGUCCUACUCCAGAACUCCUGCUCUUCAAGCAGCACGGCUACCCCUGAUUCACAAUACCCAAUCGGCAACUGGGUCUGCAAGAGUGCAAGCGACAGAGGGGAGGACCUCGCCUCACGCCCGGACGCCGUUACCGCGCUAAGAAGCUACCGUGGCACGCCUCCAGCCGCCUCCGGUCCUCCAGGCCUCCGCUCGCAGCCUCGCAGGGCUCGCUCAAUCGCUGAAGACCUGAAGGGCUGGUCGCUGGGAUACUGCCUGGCUCUUGCUGACUGUGCUUACAGGGUACUCAUUUUAUCCAGACCCUUCCUAAAUGGAUAAGAGGAAAGGAAUUCUGGUGAGCUCAAAAGCAGAGCUUAAGCGGAGGGAGAAGGAGCAGAAGAAAUCUAAGUCAGGAGGGUUCGAAUCGCUGGGGCUUAGCCCUAAUGUCUUUAGAGGAGUCAAACGUAAGGGUUAUAGAGUCCCCACACCAAUUCAGCGGAAGACCAUGCCACUUAUCCUUUCUGGGAAUGACGUUGUUGCCAUGGCUCGGACUGGGUCUGGAAAAACUGCUGCAUUUCUGGUCCCCAUGAUCGAAAAGCUCCAGCAGCACGUGCCUCAAGCUGGAAUUAGAGCUCUCAUACUUUCGCCCACCCGAGAUUUGGCCCUUCAGACUCUCAAGUUCACCAAAGAGCUGGGUCGCUUUACAGAUCUUCGUGUCAGCUUAUUAGUUGGUGGUGAUAGUAUGGAAAGCCAAUUUGAAGAGUUGGCACAAAGUCCAGAUAUUAUAAUUGCAACUCCAGGAAGACUUAUGCAUCAUUUAUCAGAGGUAGAUGAUUUGUCACUGCGCACGGUGGAAUAUGUAGUUUUUGAUGAAGCCGAUUGCCUAUUUAGCAUGGGUUUCGCUGAGCAAUUGCAUACAGUUCUCACCCAUCUAAGUGAGAAUCGUCAAACUUUACUUUUCAGUGCAACUUUGCCAAGCGCCCUUGCUGAGUUUGCCAAGGCUGGUCUUCGAGACCCUCAGCUUGUGAGGCUUGACUUGGAGACUAAGAUAAGUCCCGACUUGAAGCUUACAAUUUUUACUCUAAGACAGGAAGAGAAACAUGCUGCUGUGUUAUACCUGAUUAGAGAACAAAUUAAGUCUGACGAGCAGACAUUAAUUUUUGUUGCCACCCAGUACCAUUUAGAGUUUCUUAACAUUCUCUUGAGAGAUGAAGGUAUUGAUGCCUCUGUUUGUUAUGGAAAAAUGGAUCAAGAUGCCCGCAAAAUCCACGUUUCAAAGUUUAGGGCAAGAAAGACAAUGCUUCUCAUUGUGACUGAUAUCGCAGCCAGGGGUAUUGAUAUCCCAUUGCUUGAUAAUGUCAUUAACUUUGAUUUCCCUUGCAAACCUAAACUCUUUAUCCAUCGAGUCGGUCGAGUUGCACGGGCUGGUCGAACUGGUGCUGCCUAUUCUUUUGUCACGCCCGAAGACAUGCCUUACUUAUUAGAUCUUCAUCUUUUUCUCUCGAAACCAAUCAAGGCUGCUCCAUCUGAGGAAGAAGUUUUAAUGGACAUUGAUGGGGUCAUGUCCAGAAUGGAUCUAGCCAUUGUGAACGGAGAAACUGUGUAUGGACGUUUCCCCCAAACAGCGUUAGAUCUCCUCUCGGAUAGAGUUAGAGAGAUCAUUGAGUCAUCUACUGAGCUGAUUUCUCUACAAAAACCGUGCAAGAAUUCAUUUCGAAUUUACUCAAAGACAAAAGCAAAGCCUUCUAAGGAAUCUGUUAAGAGAGCAAAAGAACUUCCUCGUGAAGGAUUGCAUCCACUUUUCAAGCAUGUUCUCGGUGGUACUGAGUUAACAGCAUUAGCCUUUUCUGAACGUCUAAAAACCUUCAGACCUAAGCAAACCAUCCUGGAAGCCGAAGGUGAAGCCGCUAAGUCUAAACAUCAAGGUAAUCAUUGGGUUGAUGUGAUGAAGAUGAAAAGAGCUGUCCAUGAGGAGGUCAUAAAUAAAGUUCGCCAACAGCGCCUGAGUGAUCAUUUGUCUUUGACAAAGCUUUAUGAUGAUACUGAUGACUGCAUAUCCACACGAGUCAAGGAGAAACAAGUUUCCGGAUCUAAAAGAAAGGCCAAGAGCUUCAAAGAUGACGAGUUCUUCAUAAGUUCUGUUCCAACGAAUCAGCAUUUUGAGGCUGGACUUUCUGUGAGAUCCAAGCAAGGAUUCGAAACCAAUAGGUUGGAUGCCGCUGUACUAGAUUUAGUAGCUGAUGACAAAGAUGGGAUGCAUAAGCAAAAAACUACAUAUCAUUGGGACAAGAGGAGUAAAAAAUACAUCAAGCUGAAUAGUGGGGAUCGUGUGACUGCUAGCGGAAAGAUCAAGACAGAGGGAGGUGAAAAGGUAAGAGCCAACAAAACUGGGAUAUACAAAAAAUGGAAAGCCGUUACACACAAGAACAUUUCUCUCAAUGGAAACAACAUGGAAAGUUCUGUUGGGGAAUCAACAAGUUCAGCUGGUGCUAUGGGAAGAGUUCAAGGUGGCCAUGCUAAGUUCCAACAUGGAAGGAAGCGUCAAUCGAUACCCAAUGCACAUGUUCGGUCAGAAAUCAAAGACCGUGAACAAGUUCGAAAGGAGAGGGAGAGGAAGGCAAACCGAAAAGCUCACUUGAAGACUAAAUCCUCCAGCAAGAAUAACAAGGGGAAGAAGUUCAAAAGAGACGGAGGGGGCAAGAAGAAUUGGAAUGCUAGAUAGUUUUGAUGUUGCAAGAUUUUAAUUUUAACCCCCCCCCCCCCCCCCCCCCCCCCCCCGAAAUAACUGGUCUUCAAAAUUUUUGACAUCAACUAUAUAUUAAAUAGAGUGCAUUAGUUUUGUUUAUUGGAUUCUGUAGGAUCGGAUUGAGCUAUAUUGAACUACUAAUGUAAUACUCCCUAGUCUCAUCUAAAGUGACUGAUAAUUUUUUUUUUUGGCCAAGGAGAUUCUUUGAUAAAUUGUACUUUUAUUUUAUAAAUGUUGUUGAUAGUUUAUCUAAACUAUCUUAUUACUUCUGUUCUAUUUA
Molecule: messenger RNA, 3047 nt
Organism: Cuscuta europaea
Lineage: Eukaryota; Viridiplantae; Streptophyta; Magnoliopsida; Solanales; Convolvulaceae
Source: the annotation of a GenBank genome assembly